AUGUAUUUUGUGGAUACAGAUCCGUCAAGAAUUAAUUUCGUCAAUAAAAAUCGACAAGGAAAGGUUGUGGGUUUCCAUAGAAAAAAAAAAUUAAUAGAUUCGUACAAAAACAAAAUUAAAAAUGAACCCGAUCUCAAAUUUUCAAAAUUAGCGAGAAGAUUAUCAGAAGAAACUGGCAUUAGCUAUGAAACAGUUAAAAAAACUAUUGUAAAAUAUUUGGGUGGAAAACCAAUAACACAAAAAAAAAACCAAUAUGGACCAACGGUAAAUAAAGAAAUUAGCACUUUCGAUAAAUGUAAAAUUCUCCAAAAAAUUCAUAGUUUUUGGUUAAGACAACAAAUACCAACUUCAAAAAAUAUAUUACUCGCCAUCAAGGCUGAUCCCGGUCUUCCAUCACUCAACUUUAAGUCAUUGGCAAAAGUAAUUAGAGACCUAGGUAUUGAAUAUACGAGAAGCAUUCAUCAGAUGCGUGCUCUUACGGAGGCAGAAGAUAUUGUACUAUGGCGUCAAAAAUAUAUAGAAGAUAUACGGCGUUACCGAAAUGAAGGUAGAACUAUUUACUAUUUGCAAGAAACGCAGGUCAACGUCGGCAGAUAUUCAUCUAAAGAAUUAUGGGCCGAUGUAGAAUCUUCGAGAAAAGUCGAACAGAUGAUUGUCGUGCAUAUUGGAUCGGUCGAAGGUUUCGUGGAGGGUGGUCUGCUAUGCUUUGAGUCGGAAACAAAUACGUCCGACUGUGAUGACCAUAUGAAUGAAGACAUAUUUUAUGAUUGGUUCUGUAAUAUAUUGACUUUACUCGAGGAGAACUCGGUUAUAGUUUUUGACAACGCGUCACACUAUAAUUUAAAAAAUCACGUCCCCAACACGGCUUGGAAUAAGGAUUGCAUUUUAAAAUGGUUUGAAGGUAAAGGCAUAGUAUACGAUAGGUCAUUGAAGAAGGAUCAAUUAAUGGAAAAAGUGAAUGAGAUAAGACUGAUCUUUGACAACUAUAAAAGAAGUGUACAAGAAGCAAUAAAUCAUAAUAAAGCUGUUCUUCGUUUACCUCCGUACCACUGUCAUUUAAGUCCAAUGCAUUUAGCAUGGGAGGUUGUGGCCAGACACGUGAAAAUUAAUAGCUGCCCAUGUUCUAAUCUGGACGAUGUAUAUAAUCUAUUUAAUGAAGGGGUUAAACUAGUAACGACCGAGAUGUGGAUCGAUUACGUAAAUUCCUCAAUUGCGUAUGAAGACAAACUUUGGAACCUUGGUGUCAUUACCGAUAGUAUUUUGAAUUCAAUGAUAUAUCAUUAA
This is a messenger RNA of Macrosiphum euphorbiae (potato aphid), 1284 nucleotides long. The record is from the annotation of a GenBank genome assembly. NCBI's taxonomy places the organism in Eukaryota, Metazoa, Arthropoda, Insecta, Hemiptera, Aphididae.